AUGAUUAAUGAUAGAGAUUUACAAGCUUAUAUUUUAGGAUUAAAGGGAGAUUUAGAUGAAAUUUCACUAUAUUUUUAUAUGAAGUUGUUAGCUAAGUCAUUGAAAGUAGAAGAUAUAUUUACAAAUUAUGUAAAGAAGGAUAUAGAAAUUGAUUAUAGUAAAGAUAGUUCAAUACCAUCAAUUGAUGAAUGUCUUUAUUAUAUAUUUGAUGAUAAGAAAAAGCCAACUAAUAAACAGUUUGCAAGGAAACCACCAGUAAAUAAUUUAUUGAAUUAUUUAAAUAAAACUAAAGAAAUAGAUAAAAAUGAAGGUUUAAUUAAAAUAAAUGAUAAUAAUGAUAAUAUAACAUUGGUUGGUAUAAGUUCUAUUAAUAAUGAUGAUAAUUCUAUUGAACAAUCUAAUAAUAAUAAAGAUAUUUAUAAAAGAAAUAAUAAUGAUUCUAAAGAUAAAGAUAAUAUAAAAAAGAUUAAAAUUGAUGAAAAGGUUUCAAGAAGUAAUUGUUUAUCUGAAAUUACCCCUCAAAUGGAAGAAAAUUUAGCAAAAACUAAAAUAAUUGAAUCAACUAACAAGAAUGAUUCAGAAUCUAUUAAAGAAGAAAAGAGUAUAUUAAUUAAAAAUGAAGAGAUUAAUAAUAACAAAGAAUUUGAUAAGGUUAGUAAGCAAUUGAAUAAUGAUAGUAUUUUAAGUAACUAUAAAGAUGAUUUAAAUUUUAAGAAGGAAUCUAAUAAAGAGAUAAAAUCAGUAAGACAAUCUAAUUUGUUUGAGAGCAGUUUAAGAAGUAACACAGACACAGAUAAUGUUACAAAAGAGAAACAACCUUCUUUAGAAGAAACAAUUCCAAUGGUAGUUUUAAGUAAAAAGAAUCCAUUUGAUAAUGAUUCAUCUAAUAAUCUUAAUAAGAAUGAUUCAUCUAAGAUUUUAUUACCAUCAGAAAUAUUCAAGAAUUCAAUUAAGAAUGAAAGUAGUUCAUCUGAAGGAGAGUUUGUGUUUGAUCUUGGAUCUACGAUAGAAUCAAAUCAUGAUGAUGGUCCAUCAGAUUUUAAUUUUAUAAUUUGA
Molecule: messenger RNA, 1056 nt
Organism: Hepatospora eriocheir
Lineage: Eukaryota; Fungi; Microsporidia; Hepatosporidae
Source: the annotation of a GenBank genome assembly